AUGAAGAGAGGCAAGCGAUGCUUCAUCCAGAGCUGCCUGGCUCCGGCGCCGUUCGCGAGUCCUUUGCAACCGGACGUGCACGCGUGUGAAGUCCAUAAGAAGAGGGACUUUGUCAACAUGAGGAACAAGCGCUGCCUCGAGCCAGGAUGCUACCGCAACCCGCACUACGGCGUGAGCCGACUCAUCGAUCCGAACAGCAAGGCUCAGUACUGCACCAAGCACAAAGCCCCUGGUAUGCAGAACGUGAAUGGAGGAAGAUGUGCCGGGCCGGACUGCUCGAAGCAGCCACGCUUCUCUCUGCCCGGGGAGAAGGGCAAGUACUGUUCCAAGCACCGAAAGGAGGGCAUGGUCGACGUUCUCUACACGCCCUGUGCUGCCGAAGGUUGCAGGAAGCACCCCCACUUUGGCCACGUGGAGGGUGGCCCGCGCUACUGCGCGCAGCACCGCGCGGAAGGGAUGGUAGACGUCAAGCACAGGCGCUGCGCUGUCAAGAGCUGUCGCAAGGACCGCGUGGUGAUCCCUGGCAGCGCUAAGAAGCGGGGAAAGUUCUGCGAGAUCCAUUGCGAUGUCAACGAACUAGUGGACAAGGAUGUGUCGACCGAUGGGACGGCCAGCGACAAGAAGCGUGGCCGUGCGUGGAUGACGGGGAUGUGA
Molecule: messenger RNA, 654 nt
Organism: Ectocarpus siliculosus
Lineage: Eukaryota; Phaeophyceae; Ectocarpales; Ectocarpaceae
Source: the annotation of a GenBank genome assembly